Messenger RNA from Cherax quadricarinatus, 2555 nucleotides. RefSeq lists its product as uncharacterized. Lineage: Eukaryota; Metazoa; Arthropoda; Malacostraca; Decapoda; Parastacidae. The record is from RefSeq and is a predicted model, not a curated record.
CCGGGUAGGGGACACGCCAUUCACGCCGGCAGCCUCAACGCAUCGGCAAGCUUGCCUUGCCCACCUGCACGCACGCCCCAUUUCCCUGACUCCACGCCCGCGGCCGCGCCCGCGCCCGCGCCCAGGCCCGCACCACGCGUCCAACACGAGGAUUUAUAGUGUUACAAAACUGUGGUCACGUGUGGACGCGAGGAAGUGUAACAAACAGCAGCAGCUGCGAGAGGCUGGAACAGCAGCAGGAAUUACAAGCAACAUACCAGGGAAUUUCAACAAGCACUGCAACAGUAAGAAUUAAAAGCACCAGCAGUCUGCAGCAGUAUCAGCCAGGGAAGGAGGGUGAAGACCAUCAUCACAACAAGUUAACCUUAGUUACUAUACAUCGUAUUACAUAAUACACAAUGGUGCAGGGGAAAGCAUGGAUAUCAAUUAUUUGUGCAAUGUUUCUUCUUUGCUGCUCAUGGGAAUCCACCACUGCCAAAGAGUUAGAACAGAAGCAGCCAUGGUUAACACCGGUAAUGGAUCAAACUAUGGAAGAAAGUGCAGUGGUAAACACGAUGAAUGGCCGGGAUAUUAGUGAAGAGAACACUGCUGAUGAGAUGGGUGGCAAUGGAGUCACAUGUGACAAUGACAUGGAUGAUAAGUCAGGACGCUAUAAGAGGGUGUUUCUCAGUCGAGGAUGGGGUCCAGGUGGUUAUGAAGCACCCUCACCACCUUCACAGAGGUUUGUGCGCCGCCCGCCUGCAUUUCAGGCACCACGCACCAAGAUCCAAGAGAAUAUAUUAACACCGGCAAUAGGUGGUAAUGGAGGAGCCCGGUAUGCAGCUCUGGUAUCCCCAAAACAACUAGAGCAAACACAGCAGAAACCCCAGUACCGUCGCUUCCAUUCGAUAUUUACUUCAGGAACUUGGAGUCCAUUAGGAAAACGCAGUGAUGGUAAAAAUAAUAAUGAUGCCUUUAAAAAUUCCUUAGAGAAUUACAAAGGCAACAAUGAACGAAGCUGGCUUGGAUUUGUUCUUGAUGAAGGAAACCUGAUAACAAAUGAAAAUAAACGAAGUGGAGUUUUUGCAUCUUCUGGAUGGGGAGCUGGAGGUUCCUCACCACCUAAACAUCCCUGGAUACGUCAUGCAACAAACAGCCUGAGGUCACCAAACUUCCCGCAAGUUAUAAGCAUGGUGGGUGGUGAAAGCAGCAGUGGCGGAGACAGACAUAAAGCAAGCUUCAGAAGUAGCACACUCCACCAAGAGGAUAAACCACUCUUUCACCUCUUCGUUUCCCAUGGGUGGGGUCCCAUGGGCAGAUGAGGUGCUUCAUUUCCACUCAUCACCUAGCAGCAUAUAACCUGUGAACUGUUAAACAGUCCUUUUGCAUGUUACAAAAAUAACUAAAUAGUUCCAAGUCAUUAAAAGAUCCUCCAAUCUACCCAAACCACCAUUCAAGCCCAGUUUUACGCUUAGGCUAAACAUUCUUGCUCUCCCUCUCAUACACUUCCUAAUGAAAAUGGUUCCUCUUUAAUUUUCCAAUUCCUCUGAAAUGCCCAUUAAAUUUAUUUAUAAAAAAUUAUGUUAAAAUAUUAUCAAAAAUUGUUCUUUACUAGAAGUAUGGACCAAAUGAACCAGUUAGAGUUAAGAACUGGUAAAUAGAACAGAAAUGCAACACUGAUGAUACAAAAAUUAUCAGUUAAAAAUAAUUCACCAUGAACAAGGAAAACAAUGUCAAUGAGAAAAUUGAAUUGUAAUACCUUAAAAAUGUAUUAAAUAAAAAACUGCAUUACACUGACUUUUCAAAAGAACAUUUCCAUAUUAUGUGACUGACACUUAACAGAAUGCCGAGUUAUUUCACUACUUUGCUCACAGCCAAUGCUCGUUUAUGAUAAAUUUAUGCACUACAACAUUUGAUCAAGUAGUUUUAUACAAGACAGUAACAUUAAAGCAGUUUUAAAUAGUCAAGGGCUAUUUUUACAGAAUUUUUAUAUAAUGUUUUAAUAUUUUAGAUUUCUGCUCAAGUGGAACUCUACUGUGAUUAUAUGCACAAGAUUUUUGAAAUGACAACACUGUACUUAAUAUUUAAUAAAGAUUAAAACGUGCCAAAAUGGUGAAGAACAGAAUGGUUUAAUUUAGAUUAAAAAGAGAGUAUAUGAGAAAUGGGGUUAUUAGCAGACUGAUUAAUGACACAAAAAUUAAGAUACAUAGAGGAAAUUAAAAUAGCUUACUAAAUACAGACAGACACUAUAUUUUUAUUGUAAUAAUAGUACUAUAAAAUGCUAUGACUCCCAAGGAUAAACGGAAAGUAAAUUAAUGGCAGAUGUAAAAUAGUUAAGUUUGCUUUAAAGGUAGAGAACCACAGAGAUGUAAAGAAAGUCAUUACCUAUAUUUUCAGUAUGUAAAUGAAAGUAAGUUUUUAGCAAACAAAAGAAUCAUUCCUCAUGAUGUUGGUAAGACACAUAAGAAACAUUUAGACAUCUUUAUUCCGAAACGUUUCGCCAAUACAGUAGGCUUCUUCAGUCGAGUACAGAAAGUAGGCAGGAACAGAAGAGAUGUGAAGACGAUGUAAUCAGU